AAGAGGAGGAGGACGGAAAGAAGCGAGAAAGAGAGAACGAGAGAGGGAGGGAUUAGGUUAGACUGAACUCGCGUCACCCCGUCUCCGCGCUCCCCUCGCUGCGGCAUCGGAGCGCUCCAUCUCGCUUUGACGUGCACACCCGUCUUUCCAUCUGAUCCAUACGCGCCUGGGAGACCAAGGGAGAGAAAAAGAGGGUAAGACAGUACACGGCUGGAAAUCCGAGGAAAAGCUGGAGAAAAGCACGAAUGCCGAUCGCCGGUGGAAUGCUGCUGCUCCCUGAAUCGGCUUCCCACUGCGCACCUCCCGUCACUGGCAUGCGACGUCUCAUCGAUAGACUUUCAGGAAAGCGGCGGCACGUGCGCCAGAGUUCUGGCCCAGGUGGUGGAGCCCGUGGUGCUGUGGAGAAAACGCAAGAAGGAGAAGUUGACGAUAGAGGAUAUGGAGGGAUAAGAGUCCGAGAGAUUAGCCCGCCAGGGACGAUGACGAAGGGUGGCAAAAUCUGGUGUGACGACAGCGGUAUUACCAACCGCCAUUAUCAUUCACCGCCUUACCUCCACCAUCUUUGUUACCGUAAUCAUUGUCAUCCGUCGCGUCGAUGGUAUCACCAUCGAAGGGACACCGACGACGAGAACGAUAACAACAGCGGCGAUAACGGCGAUGACGACGACGAUGACGAUGACAACGACAACGACGACGACGACGACGACGACGACGAUAGUGGUGAUGACGAAAACAAUGACGACGACGUUGCGGACGAGGACGACGACGACGAUCACCACCACGAUGACCACGACGAGACGUGUCUUGAACGUCUUCAUCCUUGCCUUCAUCAACGAUUCUACGAUCGGCGAUCUUGCAGGAGCAGCGACGUUAUUAACUCGGCUCGCGUCGACGCCGAUCAUGUCGAGGUCCAUCAAACCGAGACGACGACCGUACAUUCUUUCGUACGAACUUCGCCUACUACAACCACGACAGCCAACACCACUACUACCAUCGCUAACCCCUCUAUCGUCACUGCCAUGACGAGAAGAUGCAAAAGUCCACCCUACUUUGCGACGAUAUUACUCCUUUCCUAUACUCUCUUUUCUAUAGCAGAUGCCUGUUCGUCGCGCUCGACGCCAAAACCAAGGCCACCGACACCAACGGAUCGGCCGAACAUCACAUUCCACAUGUACACGUGUCCGCAGGAUUACGCAGAUUGGUAUUGCUUGAACGGCGCCACGUGUUUCACCAUUAAAAUUGUCGAGUCCCCCCUGUACAACUGUUUAUGCGCGAAUGGAUUUAUCGGACAGAGAUGCGAAUUUAAAGAUUUGGAUGGUUCCUAUUUGCCCUUACGGCAACGAGUAAUGCUGGAGACAGCCAGCAUCGCCGGUGGUGCCACAAUAGCAGUAUUCCUCGUCGUUAUCAUUUGUAUAGCGGCUUACAUUCAUUAUAAGCGAAAGCAAAAGGAAUUGCGGUCGAGCAGUAACGUCGACACGGUAGACGGUCCUGAUCGAGAUCCAGAGUUAAGGCCAUUUAGCAAUCGCAGUCGCUCUCUAAUGAUCUUUAUGGCCAAGAAUCCAAACAGCUCGGCCACAAUAGAACAGACGAGAAUGCCGAACUGGAAUUGCUCAGAAGCGGAAUCAACAAGGAUGACGUCCAUCAGCGAAAGCAAGCGUCCGAGUCAAUAGCGAACUACGUGACGCGUCGUCCACGUACGACGCGUUCCGCUGCAACGAUUCGGCAACACGCGAAACAUACGAAAUAUCGUCGAAUAAAUCGAUAAUAGCUCGAGAUAUAGAUCUCGAGAUAGCAGCGGCCUUUAGUAAUAGCCUUUAGUAGCGAACUUGUUGAACUGCAAUAUCCAUUUGAUUUGAAACAUCUUAACGCGGCGCUGAGAAAACAAAGCGAAUCAAGUACAUUGAGUACUUGAUUUCCGAGCUAAUGACACAUGUACCGAGACGACGCAUGUCAGCUCUUUUCGAUUCUUGUGUCGAAACAUUCCCGUAUUGCCGCUCGAGUUCCCCGGAUAUGAGGGAACGUUCGAAGGGACGUUCGACGCUCGUCAGUUAUAUCGCGUGUAUUCCUUCCAACGAGUAUCUAUCUCAAUGAUUCAUCUGCAGAACAAAUCUUUCAUUUAGGGAAUAAAAGAACAAAAAGAAAUGACAAACACAAACCUCGCAAACAAAAGAUGUGAUGUUCGAAAAUGAAACAUUUCCGUAUGUAUUAUUUUUUGAAGGUGACAGGAAUAUUGUCUUCGUGCAAAUUAGUUAGUAUCGCGUUUCAUUGUCGCAAGUCGCAAGUCAUUAUCAACAAAGAAAGAAAAGAAAAACAAAAGAGAAAGAUACAUGCAUCACGGUUGCAAAAGUAGUGCCUUUCUACUCUCGUUUUUAAGAAAGCAAAAUAUGUAACUUUGAUACGUUUGAUCGAAAAAGAUCAAAUAGAACACCGCUCGUUUAUCUGUCUUAUAUCCGCGACGAGCGUCGUUCAAAGACGAAUCGCUGUGUUAUUAUGAGCGCAGGACGCUGACACACGCUAGUAACAAAUCUUCUUGUAAAACACGAAAUUAAUAGCUGAAUGUCGCUAAUAAUAGACAAGGUAAAACCUUUUGAUGCUUGGUACACAUUAUCCGUACUCGACAACAAACUCUGGUUCAUGAUUUUCAGCAUUCCGCAAUCUAUCCUCCCCGCUCCGCUCUGGUUGAUUAACGAUAUAUCACGAAUGAAUACAUUCUACGAUAUCUCGCGGCGCUCACCGCGAAUAUCUAAUAUGUACAUUGCGAUUUACUAGUUUGCAUUAUAUUCUUAAUAAUAAGUUCUUCCAAAAUAAUCUUUCUGAAUGCGUGAUUAAUCGUACCAUUAGUAUCAAAGGGUUAAUAAUGAACAUUGUGUCUUAUUAUAUAUGUAGAAGUUUCUAGAAUUUAAAUUUAAAUUAUAAAUCCGACGUCUUACCAGAAAGCAAUAGUUUCCUAAGCGCAUAUGAAAUACGUUUUGCCGCUCAAAAUAAAUAUGCUAUCUAUUUACUUACUAAUUGGUUUAAAAAACCUAUUGACGUCAGAUCGCCAUCUGACGUUGUAUUGUUACGUAUUGACAAAAUAUUUUUUCAACACGCUUCGCUCUUAAUGAAAUAUCGUUUAAUAAAUCUUAGGCAUAUGGUACAUACACGCAAUGACAUACUUGUAGUAAAUCAGUCUUUAUUUCUAUGUAUCCUAUAACUAAACAGUAAAAAUUAAAAAGCAGAAUAUAUCUCAGAGAAAGAGAGAGAGAGAGAGAAAAUAGAAAAACAAAUAUGCUAGAAAAAUUCAAUGACUUUAUAAGCGCAGCUCAUAAUUUACUAAUAAUAGAAAAAUUAAUAAUAUUUACUUUAUCUACUGUAUACUUUACAUGAAAGAAAGUUGAACAUUUCUGUCCAAUUUAUCUCCCAUAUUUAUCUUGUUUUUCAAAAAACUGAAAUGAAUGCGGAAUGAGAUAUGUAUCAUUCUGUUAGAUAUUAAUCCCAAUCAUUUUUUCAUUAAUACUUAUUCUAUAAUAUAUAUAAAAUAAAUAUAUCAGAAUUAUGGAAGAAAGUGCUAUAGUGCGCCCAAUCCUAUUGAUCAUGCAUUCAUUCUCGUUCUUUAUUUAUUUAUUUAUUUAUUUACAUAAAAAGUACUGGAAUUUUUUUUAUCUUCACAUUACCUACAAUCUACAUUGCUACAAGAUUUAUUCAAUAUUUUUUUCUACACAUCUUUUUGUUCGAAUUCUUUCAACUUUCAGAUUACGAUGAUAUGAUUUUUUAAACAGUAUUAAAAUGCAAUAGAAUGGGAUUAAUAUGUUUGCUUGGAGAUACCUCGAGGCUGGGCCUCUUUAUGUUUCAGCUUCUUGUAAAUAGUGAAUUAUUCUACCUUAAAAUAUAUAAUUCUGGAUCUCUUCGAUAAUAUCGACUACAAUAAAAAUAACAUUAUCAUCGACAACUACAUUGUACUACAUCCUAUCAUGGUACUUUGUUGUAUCACGCUAUGCUUUCAAAAAAUCCGAAAUACAUAUUUUUAUAAUUAUAUAAUUCGUCCAAAAUAUAUCGAACAGUGACAGAGAAAAUACUGAAAACAUUAAACGACAUGCUUCAAUAAUAAUUUGUAUAUUUGUAGAUACUCUCGAGUAUAAAAGAACACCUUUUCUAAA
This is a messenger RNA of Nylanderia fulva, 4136 nucleotides long. The record is from RefSeq and is a predicted model, not a curated record. Lineage: Eukaryota; Metazoa; Arthropoda; Insecta; Hymenoptera; Formicidae.